AUGGCCAAAUUGAGUAGCGUCACAGCACGCGCCCUCAGUUCCCUAGUUGUGCUGUUUACGAGUUCCACCCUUGCCGCUUACAAUUCGCUCUGGUCACCGUCGCAAAGCGGUGAAGUAGUUGGAUACUCACGAGUAAUUCAGCUCCAGCAUGCAGGCGACGCAAAUGGCAAGCUCCUUGCUACUUUUGAACACUCGCACGCUGACAACUCACCGAGUCAUUAUAUCAUUCGGGAGAGCACCGAUAAUGGCACAACAUGGGAUACAUUGACAACUGUGGUCGCCUCUGGUGACGCUCCAACGGUACAUUACUACCAGCCUUUCCUGUUCGAGUUCCCCCAGCAGCUUGGGAAGUAUGCCGCAAGUACCAUCCUCUUGGUAGGAAAUUUGGUGAACGCGAGUGUCAGCGACUUCUAUUCCUGGCGAUCCACGGACCAUGGCAAAACAUGGGAUCAGAUUGGCGUCUGGCAGCGGGGUUGGCCUGACAAGAACAUCAAUAAAACUCACGGUAUUUGGGAACCAUUCUUGUUCUUGGAUAGCCAGAGCAAUCUCGUGGCUGUCUUUUCAGAUGAACACGAGAACAAAGUACAUUCUCAAAAGCUAGUCCGAGUUAUCUCGAAAGACGGUGGUGACAACUGGGACAAUGCCACAGAUAUUGUGGUUGGCUCUGAGCAGACUUUCCGACCUGGAAUGGCGACCGUCGCCAAGAUGGGUAAUGGAGACUAUUUUAUGAGUUAUGAGUGGUGUGAUUCCAGAAACUAUCCAACUACUUGCCCGGUUCAUGGGAAGACAUCCAAAGAUGGGAUUACAUGGGAUGCAAGUGACGAGGGAGUGCUUGUUUCUUCCCCUGAUGGUGUUGGAGCGUACGACAGCCCAUAUAGUAUCUGGGAUCCCAUAGGGAAGCAGUUGAUUGUAUCUAGCUUCUCAAAACGGCGUCCAUCCAAUGCUCCCUACUUCAAAAAGCCCCCUCACCUCCUAGAAGACCGGCAUACCGUCCACAUCAACCUGCAAUACGGCACUGGUGACUGGCAUUGGGCAUCAGCACCUUGGUAUGCUCCAAGUUCAAAGAAUUGCACCUCUAAUUACAGUCCCAACAUGUUACAACUGCCAAAUGGAACGAUUUUGUAUUCAGCAAGGGCACCGGCCAACAUCCAAGGCGAACCAUGUGAAGAGAGUACUGGCGCAGCAGCUAUCGGAAUCCUACCAUACAGAUCUGACUUUCCAGUCACUGGCGAUGCUGGGUGGAUUGACUUCGACCAGAUAUGGUCCGUUGCAGGUGACCAGUACAAGCUUCCGCAACCAGGCAGUGAACAAGGCACGAUAGUUCUCACAGGUUCGUCGGGAUGGACAAACUAUGAGAUCAGUGCAGAUGCCAUCGUGACGAGUUCACCUGGUGUAGUGGGUCUCGUGGCGCGAGCAACUCAUCUUGACAAUGCUCCCAAAGGCAUCACACGAUAUACAGCUGCAAUCGAUAGCAACCAUGGCAGUUUUACCUUGUACAAAGUAGGUGAUAAAGGAGCAACUACCUUGAGCUCAAAGCCUGUUCCUGGUGGCAUCCAGGCCAAUCAAAAAUAUCAUCUAUCCCUCUCAGUUAAGUCUGCCACCAUUUCUGCCACCGUGACCGGAAGUGGAGGGGCGAAGACGAACUUGUCAGUCACUGACGAUAGCUUGGGACGGGGUAUGGCGGGAUUGUUUGGCAGCUAUGGCAGUGGCGGUUUCAGCAAUAUUCAAAUUCAAAGUGCCGCUUGA
Aspergillus caelatus is the source of this 1746-nucleotide messenger RNA. Its product is annotated as sialidase family protein. The record is from RefSeq and is a predicted model, not a curated record. NCBI's taxonomy places the organism in Eukaryota, Fungi, Ascomycota, Eurotiomycetes, Eurotiales, Aspergillaceae. The coding region runs from base 1 to 1746 and encodes 581 amino acids. The transcript has a single exon.